GACGUUUGUCUGAAACCCGUGUGCUUUGAAUCAGAUUUAGAAACUGAUGACCUACCAAUGGACAUUGAUCGUAUUUUAACAACCUCAGAUGCCUAUGUCUGCCUUACACCUGAGUGUGUCAAAGAAGCUGCCAAGAUCUUGUCCAAUAUGGAUGACACUGUUGACCCAUGCGAUGACUUCUACCAAUUUGCCUGUGGUGGUUGGAGGGAUAGACACAGUAUUCCUGAGGAUAAGUCGUACAUUUCGGUCUUUGCGGAAACUCAGCUGGACUUGAACCUUAAACUCAAAGGUCUAUUAGAAAAAGAGUUGACUGAUAAUGAACCCGAUUUCAUUCAGAAGGUAAAAGCUAUAUAUGACUCCUGUAUGGAUAUAGAAAGCAUUGAGAAAUUGGGCAGCCAGCCACUGAAAAGGCUUCUGAAAGAUCUUGGGGGUUGGCCGGUGGUGGAAGGAGAUAAUUGGAAUGAGAGUUCUUUUGAUUGGAUUCAAGCGCUUAUUCAGAUCCGCAGAAAUGGCUACAAUCAAGAUAUUUUGAUGGAUUUGUCUGUUUCGGAGAACGUAAAAAAUAACACGGUUCACACCAUAACGUUGGGCCGUGCAGAAUUCGGGAUAGAGCGUGAAUAUUUGGUGAAAGGAUUAGAUGAUCCCGCCACAGCCGCUUUCCUCGAAAUGAUGGUGAAAGCAGCAAAUAAAUUAGGUGCAAAUAAAAGUAUCUCAGAAAAUGAACUUAAAGAAGCAUUCGAUUUCGAAGUCAUGCUUGCCAGCUUCACUUAUCCAUUGGAAAAAAGCAAGAAUACGAGUAUUGCGGAUAACAGUACUUUUUCAUUGCCAUCGAAUGAAACAUUUGAUACAAAUAAUGGGAACAGUAGCACCGUUCUAUAUACCAUUCCGGAUCUUAUGGAUGAGAUGCCAGAGAAAUGUUUCCACAAUGACAUACAAAGCUCUACAUUACCUUAUUCUAUGGUUGGUUCAAGUUAGAAAGAAAACAAAUCAAGAUAAGCAAAAAUUCGGAAAAGAAGGGAAAUGCUUGAAACAAAAAGACAGAGUAAUGAUAGAAAGACGACAGAAAACCCUUAGACAUGCAGCCGAAACCAUAUGCAGAUGUUGUCCAAAGACUUGCAUACAAUAUUUUGUACUUUGAAUUAAAAGAACUUAAUAAACAUUACGAUUGCGGA
This is a messenger RNA of Stegodyphus dumicola, 1172 nucleotides long. RefSeq names its product neprilysin-2-like. NCBI's taxonomy places the organism in Eukaryota, Metazoa, Arthropoda, Arachnida, Araneae, Eresidae. The record is from RefSeq and is a predicted model, not a curated record.